Messenger RNA from Hyla sarda, 1268 nucleotides. Its product is annotated as hepatic sodium/bile acid cotransporter-like. Gene Ontology annotation, molecular function: bile acid:sodium symporter activity. Gene Ontology annotation, biological process: bile acid and bile salt transport. Bases 78 to 1097 code for a protein of 339 amino acids. Gene Ontology annotation, cellular component: membrane. Lineage: Eukaryota; Metazoa; Chordata; Amphibia; Anura; Hylidae. The transcript is spliced from 6 exons. The record is from RefSeq and is a predicted model, not a curated record.
GGGACAUUUGGAGCAAAGUUGUACAUGAUAAAUUCGCAACCACUGUGAAGGCAAAGGGCAAAAUAUGUUCAAGAACCAUGAAUAACACCAUAGAGGACAUCCGGGAAUUUAAAGGGCCUACUGUGAAUAUGACUGCGUCUAGUCAGAAAGUCAUUGGCUACAUUUUGGAUGCAAGUUCCGUCUUUCUUCUUGUCAUUGUUAUGAUGUCACUUGGUUGUACUCUGCAACUCUCAGAACUUAGAAAAUAUUUCCUGAAGCCCAGAGAGAUUGGAAUAGCUCUGUUAGCACAAUAUGGAAUCAUGCCCUUGUCUGCCUUCUCCUUGGGGUAUAUUUUGAAUCUAAGUUCUAUUGAAUCCUUGGCUAUUCUAAUAUGUGGUUGCUGUCCUGGAGGGAAUAUAUCCAAUAUCCUUACUUUGGCUAUUAAAGGUGACAUAAACCUAAGUAUUUUAAUGACCAUUUGCUCAACUGUACUUGCCCUGGGAAUGAUGCCAUUGCUUCUCUACAUCUACUGUCUUGGACUGAACCUUGGUCCACUAUACAAGAAUGUACCUUUUGUAAAAAUAUUAAUAUCCUUGACUAUCACACUCAUUCCAUGUCUUCUUGGUGCGUUCUUGAAUUUUAAGAGACCACAAUACUCCCGGGGUUUUAUUAAGGUUGGCGGUAUCCUUGGGAUGGUGUUUGUAGUGGUGGUCAUAGUGUUGAGCUUUUUCUAUCUGAAAAGCAAUGUUUUUAAAAUCUUUUCACCUAAGAUGAUUGGAGUCUCACUGCUGUUGCCCUUUUUUGGCUAUGUACUUGGUUAUGCAAUGGCUUCCAUCUUCCAGCUUCAUGAACAAGCUAGACGCUCCAUCUGCAUGGAAACCGGAUGCCAAAAUGUUCAACUCUGUACUGCCAUAUUAAAAAUUGCUUUUGAUGCUGAAGUUAUUGGCGUUUACUUCAUGUUUCCUUUGCUAUAUAUUCUGUCUCAAGUACUACAAGGCCUUGCUUUGAUCCUGGUAUUCCGCAUUCAAGACAAAAUAAAGGCUAAAGCUAUUGCCAAAUCAUAUCUCGGUGAUGAUAACAUGAAAGAAAAUCUCAAUACCACAGAUACCAGUUGUUAAGUGAAUUAAAGCAAGAAGAUGACCACACAUGAAUUUGGUGAAUGGUUGUGUAAACGUAUCUUAGACAAGUUCAUGUUAUAUGUCCAGUCAUUUACCUGUCUGUCAUUCACAAACGUAUUCAGAAAUGGAAUAUCCCAUGAUCACCUUACCAGCAUUGUCACUAUAAAAACA